This is a messenger RNA of Oryctolagus cuniculus (rabbit), 2498 nucleotides long. Lineage: Eukaryota; Metazoa; Chordata; Mammalia; Lagomorpha; Leporidae. The record is from RefSeq and is a predicted model, not a curated record.
GCAGCUGCUCCUUCCCGGCGGCCGCCCCCCGCGGGUCCCUCCCUGGCUGCGGGAGAGAAGAAGGUAGAAGGAGGACGCCGAGCCGCGCUGCCCGCGCCGGAGACCUUCGCCUUGCCCUGCCUGCUCCUCACCUCCUAGGAGGAACAUGGAUAAUCUCAGUGAUACCUUAAAGAAGCUGAAGAUAACAGCUGUUGACAAGACUGAGGAUAGUUUAGAAGGAUGCUUGGAUUGUCUGCUUCAAGCCCUGGCUCAAAAUAAUAUGGAAACGAGUGAAAAAAUACAAGGAAGUGGAAUACUUCAAUUGUUUGCAAAUCUGUUGACUCCACAGUCUUCCUGCACAGCCAAAGUAGCUAACAUCAUAGCAGAAGUAGCCAAAAAUGAAUUUAUGAGAAUUCCAUGUGUGGAUGCCGGAUUGAUUUCACCACUGGUACAGCUGCUAAAUAGCAAAGACCAGGAAGUGCUGCUUCAGACGGGCAGAGCUCUAGGAAACAUAUGUUAUGACAGCCAUGAGGGCAGAAGUGCAGUUGACCAAGCAGGUGGUGCACAGAUUGUAGUUGACCAUUUAAGGUCACUGUGCAGUAUAACAGAUCCCGCCAAUGAGAAGCUCUUGACUGUCUUUUGUGGCAUGCUGAUGAACUAUAGCAAUGAGAAUGAUUCCCUUCAGGCUCAGCUUAUCAAUAUGGGUGUUAUUCCUACCUUAGUGAAAUUACUGGGUAUCCACUGUCAAAAUGCAGCUCUUACAGAGAUGUGUCUUGUUGCAUUUGGAAAUUUAGCAGAACUUGAGUCAAGUAAAGAACAGUUUGCUAGUACAAACAUUGCUGAAGAGCUGGUAAAACUUUUCAAGAAACAAAUAGAACAUGAUAAGAGGGAAAUGAUUUUUGAAGUUCUUGCUCCAUUGGCAGAAAAUGAUGCCAUUAAAUUGCAGCUGGUUGAAGCAGGCCUGGUAGAGUGCCUGCUAGAGAUUGUUCAGCAGAAGGUGGACAGUGACAAAGAGGAUGAUAUUGCUGAGCUCAAAACUGCUUCAGAUCUAAUGGUUUUAUUACUUCUUGGAGAUGAAUCCAUGCAGAAAUUAUUUGAAGGAGGAAAAGGCAAUGUGUUUCAAAGGGUGCUUUCUUGGAUACCAUCAAAUAACCACCAGCUACAGCUUGCUGGAGCAUUGGCCAUUGCAAAUUUUGAUGGAAAUUGUAUACAUAUGGUAGACAACGGAAUUGUAGAAAAACUUAUGGAUUUAUUGGACAGACAUGUAGAAGAUGGAAAUGUAACUGUACAGCAUGCAGCACUAAGUGCCCUCAGAAACCUAGCCAUUCCAGUUGUAAAUAAAGCAAAGAUGCUAUCAGCUGGGGUCACAGAGGCGGUUUUGAAAUUCCUUAAAUCCGAAAUGCCGCCAGUGCAGUUCAAACUUCUGGGAACACUGAGAAUGUUAAUAGAUGCACAAGCAGAAGCUGCUGAACAACUGGGAAAGAAUGUUAAAUUAGUAGAGCGUUUGGUGGAAUGGUGUGAAGCCAAAGAUCAUGCUGGUGUAAUGGGGGAGUCUAACAGACUGCUGUCAGCCCUCAUACGGCACAGUAAAUCAAAAGAUGUAAUUAAAACCAUUGUGCAGAGUGGUGGCAUCAAGCAUCUAGUUACCAUGGCAACUAGUGAACAUGUAAUAAUGCAGAACGAAGCCCUUGUUGCUUUGGCACUAAUAGCAGCUUUAGAAUUGGGCACUGCUGAAAAAGACCUAGAAAGUGCUAAACUUGUACAGAUUUUACACAGACUGCUAGCAGAUGAGAGAAGUGCUCCUGAAAUAAAAUACAAUUCCAUGGUCCUGAUCUGUGCUCUCAUGGGAUCUGAGUCUCUACACAAGGAAGUCCAGGAUUUGGCCUUUCUAGAUGUUAUAUCCAAGCUUCGCAGUCAUGAGAACAAAAAUGUUGCCCAACAGGCCUCUCUCACAGAGCAGAGACUUACUGUGGAAAGCUGAGACGCACAGCAUCUUCCCAUCUCUGAACUCCCCUUUGUCCUCCAUCCAGCUGCCUCUUCUGCUUCAUUCUUUACCAUAUCACUUGUGCAUGCGUGUAAUGUUCCCAUAGCAAUGGAAGAACUGCUGUAGGUACCUGCCUAAUAAGAUUUCUAAACCCACAGUUAGUGUGAACAUGGCUUUGUCAGAAACAGGUCUCCACCCAUAACUGUUCUCUUGUAUUCCUGUUGCUUGAACUACAUUAAUUAGAAUGUGCAUGUUGUAGUCCUUUGAUGAUAUAAACUUGGUACUACAUAAUGACUUGCUCCUCACAUGCCGUAAGCCACAUAAUAAUGUACUGGUAAAUUAGAAACAAAGAACGCAGCAGGACCUGUCUAGCUUAUUGAAAAUGAAACUGAAUAGUAAAAAUAGCUCCUUUUUUGGUGCUUCGGGAAGCACAGUGACCAAAAAACUGUAUGGCUGUACAUUCAUUAAUCUUACCUACUAAUGUCAAACUCAUGGUACCUAGAGUUGAAUAAAAUUCCAAUGCUCUCAAUCUUUA